AUGGCAACAACAAAUAACAAAGCACAAUGUUUUGUGUGUAGCAAAGAAAAAAAUACAUACAAUUGUAAAGGAUGCUUAAAUGAAUUCUGUUUUCUACAUUUAACAGAACAUCGACAAAAAAUCGAGACACAAUUAGAGAAAAUUAUCAAUGAUCACGAUCAAUUCCAACAAACAAUUAUUAAACAAAAACAAAAUCCACCAAAUUCUUCUUUAAUUCAACAAAUUAAUCAAUGGGAAAUAAAUUCAAUUCAUCAAAUUCAACAAACAGCAGAAGAAUGUCGAAAAACACUGACGAAAGUGACACAAAAGUUGAUCGAUGGUGUAGAAAAAAAGUUUAUAGAAUUAUCUCAGAAAUUAAAAGAAAUUCGUGAAGAAAAUGAAUUUAAUGAAAUUGAUUUAAAUCAUUUUCAAUUAAAACUAACACAAAUUACAAAAGAAUUUCUUCAACCAGCAAGUAUUUCUAUUCGACAAGAUUCACAAGAAUUCAUCAAGAAAAUUUCAGUUAUUUCAUCAUUCGAUUCUUCUCAACCAAAUCAUUCUUCGAUUAGUACAGCGACGAUAUCAAAGAAUCCAAUAACAAUAAAUCAAAUAUCAACUCAGUCUCAAAUAAAACUACAACAAAUUCAAACAAAAAAGAAUAAAUUUAAAAAAUUUGCAGUUACUGUUGCUGGCGGAAAUGGAAAAGGACACAAAUUAAAUCAACUCUAUUAUCCUUGGGGGAUCGUUACUGAUACUGAUAAAUCAGUUUAUAUUGCUGAUUCUGAUAAUCAUCGUAUUGUCAGAUGGAAAUUGAAUUCAAAUACUGGUCAAAUCAUUGCAGGUGGAAAUGAACAAGGAACUCAAAAUAAUCAAUUGAGUUGCCCAACAAAUAUAAUUUUUGAUAAAAAGAAUAAUUCUUUUAUUAUUUCUGAUUAUGGAAACGAACGAGUAAUUCGAUAUUUUGAUCAAAAUCAAACAAAUCAACAGAUUAUUAUUUCGAAUAUUGAUUGUGGUGAUCUCACAAUCGAUAAAAAAGGAUUUAUUUAUGUUUCUGAUUUGGAGAAGAAUGAAGUAAGACGAUGGAAACAAGGAGAUAAAAAAGGUGAAUUAGUUGCAGGUGGAAAUGGUAAAGGAGAUCAUCUUAAUCAACUCAAUACACCUACUUUUAUCUUUGUUGAUGAAGUUGAUUCUCUUUAUAUAUCAGAUAGUGAGAAUCAUCGUGUAAUGAAAUGGAAAAAAGAUGCAAAAGAAGGAAUUAUUGUUGCUGGUGGAAAUGGUCAAGGAGAUAGUCUCAAACAAUUGUGGAGUCCUCGAGGAGUGAUUGUUGAUCAUUUGGGUCAAAUAUAUGUGGCAGAUUGUGGGAAUCAUCGACUAAUGCGUUGGUGUGAAGGAGAUGAAGAAGGUGAAAUUAUUGUUGGUGGAAAUCAAUCAAAUCAAUUGAAGGGUCCCAUAGGUUUAUCAUUUGAUAAUGAAGAAAAUCUUUAUGUUGCUGAUUUUGGAAAUCAUCGAAUACAAAAAUAUGAAAAAAUUUGA
Adineta steineri is the source of this 1512-nucleotide messenger RNA. The record is from the annotation of a GenBank genome assembly. Lineage: Eukaryota; Metazoa; Rotifera; Eurotatoria; Adinetida; Adinetidae.